CAGUACUCUCCUAUCUCUCUCAUUCUCUCCCCUUGUCCCCAGCUUUUCUUUCUUUCACUUGCACGUUUUAGUUUUCCCCUGAUGCUCACCAAUAUCAUAUUCCCUCUUAUUCCUUCACCAUGUAAAAUCUCCUUUCCAGCUCUUUUAAGUGCCUUUAAUUAAAACCCAUGAUUCAAUUCAGAAAAACCAUAAACAAUCACAUCACAAUAUCUCAUCUGCUGCUCAUUCAAUGCUCUAGUUAAUUCACAUUGCUAUUGGUUUUUGCUUGAGCUGCUUCCAGCAGUUUCAUAAUUUUCUUCUCUCUUGUUUAGCUGUUCUAUAUAUCUGUUUCUUUAUUGAAACUUUUGAGUUUUUUGUGCUGAGAUUUUACUGUCCACUUUCAAGUAACUUUCCGGUUUUUCUUAUCCUUUACUAUGAACAGAAAAGUUUUUUGAGUGUUGGACGGAGAUUUCUCUCAAAAUUUGCAUGCAGAGAAAUUUAGUCGAUAAAUUCAAUCUGGGUCAUAGUUAUUAUCGUCAAAGAACGGAUUGAAACAUUCAACACUUGCAUCUUUAUAAGCAAUCCCACACUUGUGGUGCACAAUGGCUCCCAAGACAGGCAAGACAAAACCACACAAAGCCAAGGGUGAGAAGAAGAAGAAAGAAGAGAAAGUUUUGCCGACUGUAAUCGAAAUCACCGUCGAAACACCAGAGGAAUCCCAAGUCACUCUCAAGGGGAUAUCGACGGACAGGAUCUUGGAUGUAAGAAAGCUUUUAGGGGUCCACGUCGAGACAUGUCAUUUGACCAACAUCUCCAUAUCUCACGAGGUACGAGGACCUCAACUCAAGGACUCCGUCGACAUCGCUUCCCUCAAACCAUGCCACCUCUCCAUCAUCGAAGCGGACUACACGGAGGAGCUAGCGAUCGCGCACAUCCGACGACUCCUCGACAUCGUUGCCUGCACAACCUCCUUCGGUUCGCCCAAACCUGCCGCUCGAACCGUUCCUAAAGAACCGGGCUCUAAGGAAUCCGCUGCUGCCGAUGACGGUCCAAGCCAUGGGAGUGAUUCUUCCGACAACUCGAAGGCGAAGGAAAAAACCGAAGCGGCGGCGCUGGCGGUGAUGUCCAUGUGUCCUCCGCCGCGGCUUGGCCAGUUCUACGAUUUCUUCUCCUUCUCUUACCUCACCCCUCCUAUCCAAUAUAUUAGAAGAUCAACUCGUCCAUUCCUGGAGGAUAAAACAGAAGAUGACUUUUUCCAAAUUGAUGUACGAGUUUGUAGUGGGAAACCGGUGACCAUAGUUGCCUCUCGAAAAGGGUUUUACCCAGCCGGAAAGCGCCCUCUUCUGUGUCACUCUCUGGUCACUCUUCUGCAGCAGAUUAGCAGGGUCUUUGAUGCUGCGUACAAGGCUCUUAUGAAAGCUUUCACUGAGCACAAUAAAUUUGGCAACCUACCUUAUGGUUUUCGGGCAAAUACAUGGGUUGUUCCACCUGUAGUAGCGGAUAACCCAUCAGUUUUUCCCCCACUUCCAGUGGAAGAUGAAAACUGGGGAGGAAAUGGAGGUGGACAAGGAAGAGACAGUAAACAUGAAAAUAGGCAAUGGGCAAAAGAGUUUGCAAUUUUGGCAGCAAUGCCUUGCAAAACAGCAGAAGAGAGGCAAAUUCGAGAUCGGAAAGCCUUUCUGCUUCACAGUUUAUUUGUCGACGUUUCAGUUUUUAAAGCAGUCGCAGCAAUCAAGAACAUCAUUGAAACCAAUCAGAAUACUUUAAGUGACCCUUCUGCUUCAAUUUUGCAAGAAGAAAAAGUGGGAGAUUUGAUUAUUAAGGUGACGCGAGAUGUUCCUGAUGCAAGUGUGAAAUUGGAUUGUAAAAAUGAUGGGAGUCGGGUUCUUGGAAUGUCAGAAGAGGAGCUUGCUCAGAGAAAUUUACUUAAAGGCAUAACUGCUGAUGAAAGUGCAACUGUUCAUGAUACUUCUACGUUAGGUGUUGUGGUUGUCAGACACUGUGGCCACACAGCUGUAGUAAAAGUUUCAGCUGAAGUAAAUUGGAAGGGGAGUCUUAUUCCUCAGGACAUCGACAUUGAGGACCAGCCUGAAGGAGGCGCCAAUGCCCUAAAUGUCAAUAGCUUAAGAUUGUUAUUGCACAAGUUAUCCACGCCUCAAUCAUCAGCUCAGCGAUCACAGAGUGUGGAUUUUGAGAAUUUACAUUCUGCUAGGGCUUCAGUUAGGAAAGUGUUAGAAGAUAGCUUGCAGAAGUUGCAGGAUGAACCCUCUAAAAACUCCAGGUCUAUCAGAUGGGAGCUAGGAGCAUGCUGGGUACAACACCUCCAAAAUCAGGCUUCUGGGAAAACCGAGUCUAAGAAAAAUGAAGAUGCUAAGCCUGAGCCUGCCGUGAAAGGUCUUGGAAAGCAAGGUGCAUUACUAAAGGAGAUUAAAAAGAGAACAGAUACAAAAGGUGGUAAAACUGAACAUAGUAAGGAGGUUUCUCCAGGCAACAACCUUGAUAUGAACAGGAAAUCAGAAGUCAGUAAUCAGAAGGAACUAGAGAAGCAAGAUGAAGAAAUGCAAACAAUGUGGAAGAAACUGCUUCCCGAAGCAGCAUAUUUGCGACUAAAAGAGUCAGAAACAGGUCUUCACCUUAAGUCGCCUGAUGAGUUGAUUGAAAUGGCACAUAAAUACUAUGCUGAUACUGCUCUUCCAAAGCUGGUAGCAGAUUUUGGCUCCCUUGAACUUUCACCAGUUGAUGGAAGGACUUUGACAGAUUUUAUGCAUACAAGGGGUUUACAAAUGUGUUCUCUAGGACGCGUGGUUGAGCUUGCAGACAAGUUGCCUCAUGUGCAAUCACUCUGUAUACAUGAAAUGGUUGUUCGAGCCUAUAAACACGUGUUGCAGGCUGUUGUAUCAGCGGUUGAUAGUGUUAGUGACUUGGCUGCUUCAGUAGCGGCAUGUUUAAAUAUAUUGUUGGGAACACCAUUAAUUGAGAAUGGUCACAUAGAUAUCAUUAAUGAUGAUAAAUUAAAAUGGAGAUGGGUGGAAACUUUCCUUUCAAAGAGGUUUGGGUGGCAGUGGAAACCAGAAAGCUGCCAGGAUCUGAGAAAAUUUGCCAUUCUUCGUGGACUGUCCCACAAGGUUGGGCUUGACCUUGUUCCUAGGGACUAUGACAUGGAUACUCCAUCUCCUUUUAGGAAGUCAGAUAUCAUAAGCAUGGUCCCUGUAUACAAGCAUGUUGCAUGUUCAUCAGCUGAUGGACGUACACUGUUGGAAUCAUCUAAGACUUCCCUGGACAAAGGUAAAUUGGAGGAUGCAGUCAAUUAUGGCACUAAGGCACUUUCAAAGCUUGUGUCAGUCUGUGGUCCUUACCAUCGGAUGACAGCAGGAGCAUACAGUCUUCUGGCUGUUGUGCUUUACCAUACUGGAGACUUCAAUCAGGCAACCAUUUAUCAGCAGAAAGCAUUGGAUAUAAAUGAAAGAGAGCUUGGACUUGACCAUCCAGAUACAAUGAAAAGUUAUGGAGACCUAGCUGUCUUCUACUACCGCCUCCAACAUACAGAGUUAGCCUUGAAGUAUGUCAAUCGUGCAUUGUAUCUUUUGCACUUAACGUGUGGGCCAUCUCAUCCAAAUACGGCAGCCACCUAUAUUAAUGUAGCAAUGAUGGAAGAAGGGUUGGGAAAUGUUCAUGUUGCUCUUAGAUAUCUCCAUGAGGCUCUCAAAUGCAACCAAAGACUACUUGGAGCUGAUCAUAUACAGACUGCUGCCAGCUACCACGCCAUUGCUAUUGCUCUCUCUUUGAUGGAAGCUUACUCGUUAAGUGUUCAGCAUGAACAAACUACCCUGCAAAUACUGCAGGCAAAACUAGGGUCUGAGGACCUACGCACACAGGAUGCGGCUGCAUGGCUUGAGUACUUUGAGUCCAAGGCCCUUGAGCAGCAAGAAGCUGCACGUAAUGGUACUCCUAAGCCCGAUGCAUCAAUCUCCAGCAAAGGCCAUUUAAGCGUAUCGGACCUUUUGGAUUAUAUAACCCCAGAUGCAGAUAUGAAAGCAAGAGAUGCCCAAAAGAAAGUCCGUGCAAAGAUGAAGGGCAAACCAGGCCAAAACUUGGAGACAGUCCCAGAAGAAUACCAGAAUGAUGAGAUUCCAUCACCAACUUAUCCUGUUAUGGAGAAUUCAAGUGAUAAAGAAAACAAAUCUGAAGCUCAAUUCAUGGAAUCAAGUAAUGAGAAACCUGAUUCACUUCUCCCAGAUCAGCCAGUGUUGAUUAAAAAUGAUGACCAAGAACUGGAUGACACCUCAGAUGAAGGAUGGCAAGAAGCUGUUCCCAAAGGUCGUUCACCUGCUGCUCGUAAAUCUUCUGCUUCAAGAAGGCCAAGUCUAGCAAAACUGAGUACAAACUUUAUGAAUGUGUCCCAAUCCUCAAGAUACCGAGGAAAACCCAAUAAUUUCACAUCUCCACGAACAAACCCCAAUGAGCCUACUGCUUCAGCUGGACCUAGUCCUCCUGCUUCAACAAAGUUUGUUAAAAGUUCAAGCUUCAGUCCAAAGCUGAAUAACCCAAGCAACACAACCGGUGGAAUGGAGAGACUGGUAAACCCAAAAUCAGCCCCAGCUAGCCCAGCUUCAACUGAUCAAGUUACCAAGCCUACUCCAGUGGCAUCUCCGAUCAGCGUGCAGGCAGCUGGAAAACUAUUCUCCUACAAGGAAGUUGCUUUGGCCCCACCUGGGACAAUUGUAAAGGCAGUGGCAGAGCAGUUGCCAAAAGGAAAUCCUCUCCCAGAACAAAAUUCUCAGGCAAGCCAAUUGACAGCAGCACUAGAUGUCACACCUAGGGAUGUGGCAACAUUAACGGUUGCCAAGGAGGAAGUUCUGGAAGCCACUGGAGAAAAAGAGUUUCUAGGUUCUGAGACAGAAAUCAAAAGCACCGCAAAUGAAGAUAAAAAAGCACAGAACAGGGAGUCAGUGGCGAUUGAAGCUUUCGAGGAAACAAAGGGCACUGCAAUUAAAGACAUAAAUAUAGAAGCUGGAGCUGAAGUAAAAACUGAUGUUGAAACCACAAAAACAGAAGCUGCAAAUGGAUUUGCAAAUUCUGAUUCCUGCAAGGAUUCAAAUAGUGUUAGUUUAAAAAUUGAAGCACUGGAAACUGGAUCUUUAGACAAAUGCCAAGUUACAUCUUCCAAUGCAGAACCUCUGGCUGUUGUAACUGAUAAUACUGCUCAGUUGCCACAAAAAGAGGCCUCUAUUCCCUCAGGAGAAGUGGCAGAUGAAGAUUCUCAAGAGCCAUCUGGUGGUGAAGUGAGUGUUAGGCAGUUGCCAAAUGAAGGAGAAAAGCAAGAUGAAGCAGAAACUGGUAAAGAGACAACAAAGAAACUUUCUGCAGCUGCACCCCCAUUUAAUCCAUCCACAAUUCCAGUUUUUAGCUCACUUACAGUUCCUGGUUUCAAGGAUCAUGGAGGAAUCCUGCCCCCACCAGUGAAUAUACCUCCUAUGCUUCAAGUCAGCCCUGUCCGUAGAUCAUCUCAUCAAUCUGCGACAGCUAGAGUUCCAUAUGGGCCAAGGCUCUCUGGAGGCUAUAACAGAUCCGGAAAUCGGGUUCCACGCAACAAGUCUAGCUACAAUAGCAGUGAACAUUCUGGAGAAGGGAACCACUACAGUCCUCCAAGAAUAAUGAACCCACAUGCAGCUGAGUUUGUGCCUGCCCAACCUUGGGUUCCCAAUGGCUACCCUGUCUCCCCUAAUGAAUUUUUGGCUUCUCCAAAUGGCAUGCCAAUUUCACCAAAUGGUUACCCCAUGUCCCCAGUGGCAGCAAAUGGUUAUCCGGCAUCACCAAAUGGUGUUCCUGUGACUCAAAAUGGAUUUCUGGCAACUCCAAUAGGAUCAGUAGAACUGCCAGCUGUUGUAACUGUUGAUAUUGGAGCUGAAAACAAAAGUGAAGCAGUAGCGGAGCAGACUGCUCAGAGUUCCUCCUCAGAAGUUGAAGGAGAAAAUCAACCAACCGAGCAGAAACCACCAAAAGAUCAAACUUUAGACAAUGAAAACAUGCUGCCUGAAAAGGAAGGAAAGCCUGCAGAUGUGGUUCCUCUGACUGGUGAUGUUACUAUGGCAAAAGAAGCUUGCUGUGAAAUACAAGUUCAUGGAAAAUCAAGCAAGUGUUGGGGAGAUUACAGUGAUGGUGAAGCUGAGAUUGUUGAGGUUACACGUUGAAGAAAACAAGAUUAUUUUUGGAUAGUAAGUGAUUUUUCAUAGCCAAGGGCUAUAUAUCACUACAGCUACAAGAGACAACUAGUGAUAAACAAUGCAGAGCCACUAAAGACAGGGCUAUGGAUGGGGAAGUUUAUUUUGCAAAGUUUGUGACAUGUUUGACAGUAAACCGAAGUGAUGUGAAUACUUUCUGAUACAGUUGAUUUUGCAGCACAAGGAGGCUUGUCGAGAGACUGGUAUGCAAAAGGCACAUACCAUGACCAUCAUCCGUUGAGUAGUUCGUCAAUGACUAGUACUUUCUGUUCUCCUUUUUUCUUUCACAAAAUUUUUUGGUUAUUUUCCUGCCAUCACUUUUGUUGGAUGUCAAUGAAAAGAUAAAGAACCAUGGACGAUUUGUACCUUUUCUAGGUUGUUUUCCUAGGAACAAUAAGUUGAUGUAAAAUUGACUAUAAUAAAGCUUCAGU
Theobroma umbraticum is the source of this 6631-nucleotide messenger RNA. RefSeq names its product Tetratricopeptide repeat (TPR)-like superfamily protein. Gene Ontology annotation, cellular component: cytoplasm. NCBI's taxonomy places the organism in Eukaryota, Viridiplantae, Streptophyta, Magnoliopsida, Malvales, Malvaceae. Gene Ontology annotation, molecular function: protein binding. The record is from RefSeq and is a predicted model, not a curated record. Gene Ontology annotation, biological process: organelle organization.